AUGGAUAGGGUGUUAGUGGUAGGGACGGGGCUAACAGGGUCCGUCACGGCGGCGCUGUGUAGACAACAAUUACCAGAAUCACCUCAGAUCUCAAUCUGGGAUAAAAGCCACGGUGCAGGAGGUCGAAUGUCUACCAGUAGAAGUCCAAAUGAUGAUAGGUGUACUGUUGAUUUAGGAGCUCAAUAUAUCACCUUAAAACCAGAGUAUAAAACUAAACGAUCCAGUUUAUAUCAAGAGCUGGUAUCAGUUGGUAUAUUAGCCCCAUUAAAGGGGAAAAUAGAAAAUGAAAAGUUUGGUGGUGAAGAUUCACAACAUUUUGUAGCCAGUAAAGGAGUUAGUUCAAUUGUCAAAUAUUACUUGGCAUUAUCAGAUUCUAAUAUUGAAUAUGAUUAUCAAGUGAAUCAUAUAGACUAUAUCAAUAGUAAUGAUGGUGUUAAAGUAAAAGUAGGAACUACAAAGGGUAUUACAGAGGAAUUUGAUGCUGUUAUUUUAACACAACCUGUACCUCAGAUAUUACAGCUUACUGGUCAGAUACGAAACAAAAAAUCUCCAGAAGUAUACAGUAAUUUAAAGAAUGUGACCUAUUCCUCUAGAUUUGCUGUGGGUUUAUUCUAUGAACCAGGAACAAAAUUAAACUAUGAAUGGUGUGCUAAGUAUUUCCCUCAACAUGAAUGUAUAGUGUAUGUUUCUAUAGACAAUAAAAGAAGAGGUAUAGAAAAUGGUUGUGCACCAUCAGUUGUAGUCCAUACUAAUGUUACACCGUUUAGUUUAAAAAAUCUAGAAGAAGAUAAAGAAACAGUAGGACCUGUUAUUAUGAAAUAUUUAAAAGAUUUAUUACCUGAUUUACCAAAACCCAAAUCUGUUAAAUAUCAUAAAUGGAGAUAUUCACAGGUGCAUAAAAGUUAUGCCAAUAAACCUGGAUGUAUUAUAUUAGAAUCUAGACCACUAGUAGUAUUAGGAGGGGAUGGCUUUACUCAUUCUGGUUUUGAUGGCUGUAUUGACUCAGCAGAAAAAAUUGUGGAUACCCUAAAUAAAGUACUAUCUUCCAGUUUAUAA
This is a messenger RNA of Lottia gigantea (owl limpet), 1056 nucleotides long. RefSeq lists its product as hypothetical. Lineage: Eukaryota; Metazoa; Mollusca; Gastropoda; Lottiidae. Gene Ontology annotation, molecular function: oxidoreductase activity, acting on NAD(P)H. The record is from RefSeq and is a predicted model, not a curated record. The transcript has 7 exons. Gene Ontology annotation, cellular component: extracellular region. The coding region runs from base 1 to 1056 and encodes 351 amino acids.